Drosophila miranda is the source of this 3102-nucleotide messenger RNA. RefSeq names its product soluble guanylate cyclase 89Db. The record is from RefSeq and is a predicted model, not a curated record. Gene Ontology annotation, cellular component: guanylate cyclase complex, soluble. Gene Ontology annotation, biological process: nitric oxide-cGMP-mediated signaling; response to oxygen levels; cGMP biosynthetic process. Gene Ontology annotation, molecular function: guanylate cyclase activity; oxygen sensor activity; heme binding. Bases 1013 to 3016 code for a protein of 667 amino acids. Lineage: Eukaryota; Metazoa; Arthropoda; Insecta; Diptera; Drosophilidae. The transcript has 2 exons.
UUAAGUGUAACGCAAAAGGAGUUUGAGACAAGGGACAAUAUUUUGCACGGAAUACCAAGAACGCAAGCACGUAUUCGAUGCGUAUUGUGUGUGUACCAUAAAAGAAACGAACAGAGAGAAAAAUGAGUACUUUGGCAGUGUGUCAAUGUUGAUACUUUAUCGAGAAAGAGAGAAAGUGGCAUUUGACAUAGGACGGAGGACCCAGAGACCCGAAGCCAAGAGCAUUGACUGGCGAUGUCCAUAAUGAUGAUGAUGAUGAUGGUCAAACAGAGAAGUGCGUGUCGAGGCGCAAACACGGAGGUCGUAAGUGGCCCGGAAACAUCCAUCCAGCAGGAAUCUGGCUGCGGGGGACUAUAAAAGGACAGACCGACAACGAUACACGCUCCAUUCGUACGACGACCGCCUGUCUGAUUGCCGGCUGAGGGAAAAGCUUUGCACGACGGAACCGACGACACCGACAUCGACUCCGACCCAGACUCACGAAGUUCCGUCAGAGGAAUCAUGGAGCAAAUCACACGGGAAAAAGCCAAAGAAGCUGCGACAGGCGGACAAACAAAUUUAGUGUAACAAUAGCAACAGACGACGACGGAACACGGACCCAGAAACAGGGAGAGAGAAAGAGCUCCACAGAAAAAAAAUAUACGUAUCGAGUCUUAACGUAUCCGGGAGGAGGCUGUGUGUGGAGCAUAUGCCCCAAAAGUGUUUGUGUGAGUGUUCGGGCAGGUUCCCGUAAAUUAUAAAUAAGCUACAAGCAAAUGCCGCGUGGAUAAAAUUAAAACUUCAGAAUCAUAUACCCGUGGUCUAACGAAAGAAGUGCGAAACAAAAUUUGAAUAUCUGGAAUACCUGAUGGCGAUUUAAUCAACGGCGAAAGGCGAAAAGGCAAUCUAACAGAAACUUUUUGCCCAGGCAAUUUGCGCGACAGAAAGAGCGAAAACUAACCAUUCGCCAGGAGAGACCUCAACAUAGCCCCCACUGACCUUCCCCAAAGGAGCCGCCCAAACAGACGCCAUCAUGUAUGGGAUGCUGUACGAGAGCGUGCAGCACUACAUCCAGAAGGAGUAUGGGAUGGAGAUGUGGAAAAAGAUCUGCCAGAUAAUCGACUGCAAGCACAACAGCUUUAAGACCCACCAGAUCUAUCCGGACAAGAUGAUGCCGGACUUUGCCGCAGCCCUCUCCGCCUGCAGCGGCGAGUCCUUCGACUUCUGUAUGAACUUCUUCGGCAAAUGCUUCGUGAGGUUCUUCACAAACUUUGGCUACGACAAGAUGAUUCGCUCCACGGGCCGAUAUUUCUGCGACUUCCUGCAGUCCAUCGACAACAUACACCUUCAGAUGCGGUUCACCUAUCCCAAGAUGAAAUCCCCGAGCAUGCAGCUGACCAACAUGGAUGACAAAGGAGCUGUUAUCCUUUAUCGCAGUGGACGAACGGGCAUGUCCAAGUACCUUAUUGGGCAGAUGACGGAGGUGGCUAAGGAGUUCUAUAACCUGGACAUGACUGCGUAUGUUCUGGAGAGCCAGAACGACAUUUGCGGCGGAACAGCGGGUCCCAUCAAGCUGUCGGAGGGUCCGAUGACUGUGAUCGUCAAGUACCGCCUGGACUUUGAUAAUCGCGACUAUAUGGCCAAGAGGGUGAACGUCGUUGCCCAUCCGUCCCAGAUGAAGAUGCCAUCGGUGGACCUAAACGUGUUCCUGGAGCUGUUUCCCUUCACGAUCGUGUUGAACCACGACAUGAAGAUAACACUCGCUGGUGAGAAGAUCAUCGAAACGUGGAUACUGCACAAUCCGGGGGUGAAUCCGAAGAGCUUCAUUGGCAGUCACAUUUUGGAUUUGUUUAAGUGCCGGAGGCCCAAGGACACCAAGAUCGAGUGGGAGACCAUUGUCCAAAUGCGAACGGUUCUCUUCGAGUUUGAGCUUAUCCGCACGGGUCACAAUCGCGCGGCAUACGAUGCAGCUCUAAACUUUGACUACGACACCUUCGACGAUGCCAGCCUCAACGAAGCCCAAGCCAUGGCCGUGGCCAGUGCCAAGGAGUUCAGUGUGGAGCACGCCAAGGACGACGAAGCUGCUGCCGCCACCAAGGAUGAAAUCGACCCUGCCACGGGACAGCGUCGUCCCUCUGUAGGUCUCCGAUCCAUCCUGCUCAAGGGUCAGAUGUUCUACAUUAAGGAUGUGGACUCGCUGAUAUUCCUGUGCAGUCCGUUGAUCGAGAAUCUGGAUGAGUUGCACGGCAUUGGUCUGUACCUGAACGAUCUCAACCCGCAUGGCCUAAGCAGGGAGCUUGUCAUGGCUGGCUGGCAGCACUGCUCCAAGCUGGAGAUCAUGUUCGAGAAGGAGGAGCAGCGUUCCGAUGAGCUGGAAAAGUCCUUGGAGCUCGCUGAUUCCUGGAAACGUCAGGGUGAUGAGCUCCUCUACUCCAUGAUCCCUCGUCCCAUUGCCGAACGCAUGAGGAAGAGUGAGGAGCAUGUCUGUCAAAGCUUCGAGGAGGUCUCCGUCAUCUUCAUCGAGGUGCUGAAUGUCUACGACAGCGGCUCGAACAACAUCCAAGACGCUAUGCAAGCUGUGACCACACUGAACAAGGUAUUCUCGGCUCUCGAUGAGGAAAUCAUUUCCCCGUUCGUAUACAAAGUGGAGACCGUGGGCAUGGUAUAUAUGGCCGUGUCAGGAGCACCCGACGUUAAUCCUUUGCAUGCGGAGCACGCAUGUGAUCUGGCCCUGCGCGUGAUGAAGAAGGUAAAGGCCCAUGCACUGCCCGGCGUGGCCAUUCGGGUGGGCAUCAACUCGGGUCCCGUGGUGGCCGGAGUCGUUGGCCAAAAGGUGCCCCGUUAUUGCCUUUUCGGGGACACGGUCAAUACCGCCUCCCGCAUGGAGAGCAGCAGCGAUCCCUGGAAGAUUCAGCUCUCUAACUACACAGCCACAAAGGUGCGAAAGCUCGGAUACAAAUUGGAGCUGCGUGGCUUGGUCAAGGUCAAGGGCAAGGGCGAGAUGGAAACUUUUUGGCUGCUGGAAGGACCGGAGUAAUAUUGUACCACUAUCAAUUGACUUGACCAAUUAUAUAAUAAUAAUCCGGCGUCUUAAUAAUUAAUAAAUUUCAUUUUCUGAUCCGC